Molecule: messenger RNA, 5244 nt
Organism: Osmia lignaria (orchard mason bee)
Lineage: Eukaryota; Metazoa; Arthropoda; Insecta; Hymenoptera; Megachilidae
Source: RefSeq, a predicted model, not a curated record
UGACACUGCGUUCGGUAAAAAAUCAUUUGAAAAUAUUUGAAAAUCUAUCAAUUUCUAAUAGAAAGAGAAAGAACAAGAUUAAGUAAAGACUUCAAAAAGUUAAAAAACUGUACUUUUAAUCGAACAAAAAGUUGGACAUUGUUCAAACAUUUAUAAUAAUUCUAGGGGUCAAUGAGCUUUCAUAUUUUAUACUUGACGCAAGAUCUACAGAUCUUAUAACUUGUUCCGUCUGUACUGGCCAGUAGUCACAAUAGUACAUGGUAGUAAGUACAGUUCUAUACGUCACAAAAACGUCCUUCUGUAUGGUUGUGUUUCAAAUUGUUUCUUUUUCAGUUAACACAAGCACUGUGUAUUAAAAGAAAUGGCAGUAGACUUGGAUCCGAAUGAUCCUCAAAUACGUUUAUCACAAUUUCUUUAUGUUGGAAAAGAAUAUCCUGAUUAUCAACCAGGAAAUUGGUUUGUCCAUAAUUACUUUUUAGCUAAAAAUGUUCCAUCUAUAGAAGAACUCGCAGAGAAUAUAGAGAAGCAACUGUUACCAGUGGAAAUUAUUACAAAGGCAUUUGAAAGUAACCUUGUUCCAAAUCCAGAAACAUUAGUAUUUGCACUUGCUGUUUGCUGUAGACAAAUGAAAAGUGAGACUUUACGUCAUGCAGCUUACGCAGCCCUGAAUAAAAUAUGUGCAUCCCCGCAACAUUUUAUCUUGUUUAUCAAAUUUGCUUCCCAAAUAAGUAAACAAAAAGAACUGGAUGCAAAUAGUAGUUCAAAGCAUGGAUGGGGUCAAGGCUUAAGAAAGGCUGUAAAUCAUUGGUAUUUGUCAAAAACUCCAAUGGAGUUGGCAAAGUGUGUAACAAGGUAUAGAGGCAGAUACGGUUGGAAGCAUAAAGAUAUCAUAAAACUAUCACAUCCUGUAUCCAAGAAUCCUGGUGGAGAAAUUGUUUUUAAAUAUAUAAUACGAGGUUUGGAAGAAAUUAAUAAAUCGUUUGAUGAGAAUUCUGAAUUCACGGAAAUAAUAGAAUACAUUAAAAAUGUUGAAGACUUUAAACACUGCAGCGACCAAGUUCGGGCUGCUGCUCUUUUAGAAACCUAUAAACUGACAUUAGAUCAUGUACCUGGACAUUUGUUAAAGUCUAAAGAAAUUUGGAAUGCAUUAAUACCGUCAAUGGAUUUGCACAUGCUCUUAACUAAUCUGCAGAGAAUACAUAAUCUUGAAUUAUUAAGACCAAACUCGCCAACAGUUUCUAAAGUAACAGAGCAACUUAUUAAUGACGAAAAUAUAUCCCGAAGUAAGGUUCAUCCAGCUCUAGUAUUAGUUACAAUAAGGGAUUAUGAAAAUUCUGGAAAACCACUAACGUAUGAAAAAAGAAAAAUCAGAGAACAGUUUGAUAAACCUUUGCCAGCUCCGCCUAAACCGAAUUCUAAAAUCAUUGAUGCUCUCUAUAAACUGUUAAACCUUUCAUUUGCUCAUAUUCAAUCAACUGGUUUACGUUACAUGGUAACAAUUAAUAUGAACAAAGUGAUGUUGGAAACGCAUGCUUGGCGUAGCGGAAAUGUAAAUGGUGCCGAAGCAGGGUGCAUGAUAGCACUUGCGCUUCUUCGCAGUGAGAAGAAUGUCACCAUAGCGACGUUUAAAAAUGUUGGUAUUCAUACUGUAAACAUUGACAAAACUGCUUCCUUUGGUCAGGCUAUGAGAAGAUUGCAACAGAUGCCUGUUGGAAAUGUAAAUUUGGGUAAACCGAUGUCGUGGGCCGCUUAUCAAAAUAAUAAAUACGACGUAUUUAUUAACGUCGUAGAUCAAAUAUUCGAAAAAACUGAUACUUCUGAAGAGGCUCUUCAAGCAUACAAAGCUAAAGUUAAACUUCCAAAUACAAAGUUAAUAAAUUGUGCUGUAUGUUCUUCGUCGACGUAUCGUAAGAAAAAAGUUGAUGGAAAUAUUUUAACAAUUAACGGGUUUGACGCUACUGUACCUGUAAUUAUACAGGCUUUUGCAAAAUCUCUCUUUUAAUUACUGCAUGCAUAGCAGUUCUUUCUUUGGCAAACAAGUACUAGCUGACCAAUUACUACGCUAUACGAUUAUGGCAUUGUCAAUUAAGGAAUACAUUCAAACACGUACACUGUUACGAUUAGAACCGUCAAAAAUAAUUUCCAAUAAUCUAUCAAUUCUACUAGUCUGAUGCUGAUGUAGUAGUCAAAGCAUAGAAAAUUACUAUUUUCUACUGUUAAAAGAAAAGUAGAGAGCUUGUUGUUAACUUGUUGUUUCCAAGUAUUCAAACAGAAACAACGCAAACAUUUCAAUAGGAUAUUAAAGAAAGAAAGAAAGAAAGAAAGAAAGAAAGAAAAAAAUUUGUUUUAAAAUAAUGCCGAAAAAAUUAUUUAAUUUAAAACAAUCUCUCUCAACGAUUUCGAAUUAAUUCUAAAAAUUACCAGUUGACAUUAUACAUUUAAUUUAAUACAUACAUAUAAAAGCCAUAUUUAUAAGAAAUAAUAUACGGUUUCGUUUUUUUAUACAUACAUAUGUAUAUGUUUGGUACGAUUAGAGAGAAAGAACUGUUCGGCACUUAACGUUAAUUCGUUUCUAAUUCCUAACAUUAUAAUUAUCUAAUAUCAAUAUUAAUAUCUCAACAUUACUAAAUAUUUACUGCAUGUUUUUAGCAUUUAGAGUGAGCUGUGUAAUUUUUGAUAUAAUUUUAUUUGCGUUUCGAGGGUGGUCCAAUGAACUCUGUAAAUAUUUCUUUACACAACGGAUAACACAAUGACAAAUGAAUCGAUAAUUGACAAGUAAAUGAAUGUGAUACAUCUGUGAUCGACCACUUGAUUAGAUAAAGGAAGAUAUUUCAAACGACAUGGACCACUUUAUGUCAUUUAGAAACAGGUAUAGAUUUAUUAAUGUGUCGUUUUCCAUUUUAUAAAAUCCGUUGCGCAGCUAAAAACAACAAAAUAAUUAGGAUAAGACUGCAUAUUAGAUACGAGGCAAGUAUCUAAAACAGCCUUUCGGGCAUUUUUCAAUUAAUGUUAAAAGAUACUUUUACUUUAAUCCUAUCUGCUUAUUUCAACUGGUUAACGGUAAAGGUGUCUGUAAAAUCUCUAUCGAAACAUAUAUACAUAUAGAUGUAACGUAAUGUUUAAGGUAUUACACAUUUAGGGCUGGUGCGCUUCUGGAAGUUUGAAUUAGAAUUUAAAAAGAGGAAAAAAAAAAAGAAAAAAAAGAUAGAAUGUUGAAAAUUUUCCCACUGUGAUAUGCAUUUAGCCCCAAAGAAUAUAGACUUACAUUAGUAUAAUUUUACUGUUAUAUUUCAUAUUUGCCAUAUCCAAAGUAAAUACGACAAAUACUAAAUACAAUACUAAUAUAAUACUGUGAUACAAAGUACAUUAUUAUUGUUCAAACUAGGAGAAAAGAUAAGUGAAAAGUAAAACCAGAAGCGCGCCAUAUGCCUGCUUUAUUUGUUGAUUAGUACAUCUAUUAGUACACCAAUUUUCUUUUUUCCUUUUCUUUUGUUUUAUUGUUAAAAAUAUGAGAUAAUUUCCAGAGAUACCUCUGAUCUUGUGUAAAUCGAUCCUUGAAUUACCAUUAUGAAGAAAAAAAAAGAAAAAAAAAAGAAAAAAAAAAGACUUUUAGUUUUCAAAGUGAAAAGCAAGAUUUUUUUCUUAAAGUAUGUCGCUAAAAAGUACAGCGUGGAUGAAUUCUCAGGUUUGACAAACGUUUAAAUUAAGUGCCUAAAUAUUCACGUGUUCUUUGCAGCCCUCUCGGUAAUUCAUGGAUCGAUGUCAAUCGUGUAUGAUUAAUUUGAAUUACACGUACAUAAAUUAUAGAGAGAUGCAUAGCGAUAUUAUAGUUUCCCCUAUAAGGAUGAAACGAAAUUUGAAUCGGAUAAAAAGGUAUAUGUAUUAGCGUUAAUAUUUCUCCGAAAUGAAGUUCACCUUGUAAUCUUUAAUCUUAUUGUUAGUUGCGCGACACCAUGGAACCUUUUAUAACUCAUAAGUUAUCAAGAAAUGAUAGUAUUUUUUAGACAAGUUUUCCUAAUCGAAGUUCAUGGAUCUACAAUGCGCUCGAAAGAUUAUUUAUACAUAUAUAGCGAAGUCUCUCCCGUCGUCCCAUUGAAACGAGGAGGAAAAAAAAAUUCAUUUUUUUCUUCAUAAAAUCAUUACACUAAUAGUAGAUGAUAAAAUAUUUUAAAUAUUUUUAAAAGUCGCGCAUCUAAUUACUAUUUAUUCAUUGCGUAAAGGUAACAAACCGUAUGCUACAUUUGUAUUUGUAGCUUAUUAUAUUCGAUAAUAUCACGUAAAACUAGCUUAAUGUAUUAUACGUGCUAUUAUACCUAACGAUCGAAGAGAACAUAAUCUUACGUUUGGUCACUGUCAUUUUUUAACUGCCAUUUUUUAUGUACUAAACAUUGUAAUCGUGAACUAACUUUAGCAUUGAUACGAAAAGUAAUCGAUGCAGUUACAUCAAGAUUUAAUUAAUUCACCGAAUAAUACCUAGUUCAACAAUCGUACGUAUUUGUUAAAAUUUAAUUAGAAACAUUCAGUCGCCCUUGAAAUCGUAAUGAAAUUUCUUCUCGAUCGUAAAAUAGACAUGUUUAUUGUCUAUUGCAAAAGGGACGGAAACAUAGUGGGGGAAAAAAAAGAAAGGUAAAAAGCUUGAACGAUACCUUUUACAUUCUUCAUGCUUCUCUUUCGAAGAUACUGGUUUCAGUUCGUGCUGUUCUGUCCGAUUGAAACCUGAAAAACAAUACGUUGUAUUAUAAUAGAAUUCAAAAUAUAUCGUUUACACAAAGUAUCGGGUAAUCUUGAUUGUGGUUGCAUUUUGUUCAAACACAAGCGAGAAAGAAAUCAGCUUCCUUGAUAAAAAUGAACUUUUACAAAUCGUUUGUCUUACAAAUAAUAUAUUCUCAGAUAAAGUCUCAGAACGGAGGUGAAUACGAUGACAAAAAAUGUUCCUUAGGAUUAAUGAAAUCCAACAAAAAAUGAGAAAAGUUGUUGUACUCGCAUUUUUAGUACAUUACUCAUCAACGAAUACAAUAGAAAAACGCUAAACGGCUAUCGUUUUGUAUAAAUCUUUUGAAGUAAUGCCAAAAAAAAAAAGAAAAGAAAAAUUAAAUUUUAAUUCUUGUUCUGAAUAUUGUAAAUAGGUAUAUAUUCGAAAUGGGUAUGCACUAAUAAUGUUUACAAAAAUUCAAGUAUUUAAAUCAUGAUUCACAUGGAAUGCCUACUUUUUGGCCUUACUUUUGUAUAAAAUAAAAAGAGAAA